AUGGCUACAUUGGAUCUUUGUAAUAAUGAACAUCUAAAUGAAACAGAAUCAGCAGAUGAAGAAGAUGAUCAAUUACAAACACCCAUAAAAACCGUAGUGACUUUAAAAUUUAAAGAAAAUCCAGAUUCAACCUCUCCAAUACAAGUAUUUCAAUUAAAUAUAGGUUCAAAUAUUAUUGGUAGAGGUUCACCUUCUUUUUUAAAUGAUAUAAAAAUUAGUCGAAGACAUGCAGAGAUAAUAGUAUCAGCAGAAGUUGGAAAUGUUACAUUUAAUCAGUUAGGACAAAACCAUAGUACAUUGUAUAGAAAAGAUCAAACACCAAUUAAAAUGGUUAGAGGUAUUUCAAAUCAACUAUUAGAUGAUGAUUUAAUUUCACUAUAUGAUGGAUCAAUACCAUUUUCAAUUCAUAUUGAAAGAGAUAAUCAAUUUAUGUCAGUUUGUGAAGGUAAUUUUAUAUUAACUCAAGAUGCAGCCGAUACUAAUUAUCAUAUUAAUUCUCCAACUAAAACUAUAACUACAACCUCAACUACAACUACAACUACUGAAACUCUAAUAAAAAAUAUUGAUAAUAAUAAUAAUAAUAAUAAUAAUAAUAAUAAUAAUAAUAAUAAUAAUAAUAAUAAUAAUAAUAAUAAUAAUAAUAAUAAUAAUAAUAAUAAUAAUAAUAAUAAUAAUAAUAAUAAUAAUAAUAAUAAUAAUAAUAAUAAUAAUAAUAAUAAUAAUAAUAAUAAUUCAAUUUUAUCAAAAAGAUCAAGAGAUAAUGAAAAUAAUCAUAAUCAUCAAUAUAUUCAUCAUGAUAAAACACCCUUAACACUACAACAACAACAACAAUUACAAAAUCAACAACAAUUACAUCAACAACAACAACAACAAUUACAAUAUGAACAAUUACAACAAUUACAACAAUUACAGCAGCAUCAACAACAACAGCAGCAUCAACAACAACAACAACAACAACAACAACAACAACAACAACAACAACAACAACAACAACAACAACAAUUUAAAAAACAUAAAAGAGAAAAUACACCAGUUAUAGUUGAAGAUUCAUUAAAAUUAAAUAUUCAAGAAAAUGAAUUAUUAUUUAUUAAAAAAAUAGGAUCAGGAGCAUGUGGUGAAGUUUGUCAAUAUGAAUGGAAGGGUACACCGGUUGCAGUGAAAACUAUAUUUAAAUCAUUGUUAAGAAAAGAUAAGAAGGAAGAAUUUGAAAAAGAGGUAUCAAUAUUGAAAUGUUUAAGACACCCAAAUGUUGUAUUAUUUAUGGGAACAUGUUUAUUAAAUGGUAAUUUAGCAAUCAUUACAGAAUAUUUAAAUCGUGGUUCACUACGUGAUGUAUUGACUACAAUGAAUAAAUCAGAACUAUCGCUAUCAGUUAAAGUUAAAAUGCUGAUUGAUGUAGCACAGGGUAUGAAUUAUCUUCAUACUUAUUCGCCACCUAUAAUUCACAGGGAUUUGAAAUCGUUGAAUCUAUUAGUUGAUAAUAAUUUCAAUGUGAAAGUAUCAGAUUUCGGGCUAAGUAGAUUCAUCAGUGGUGGUAUCGGCAGUUCGGCUAAAACUUUUUGUGGUACACUCUCUUGGAUUGCGCCAGAGGUGUUCAAUGGCAGUGGGUACACUACAAAAGUUGAUGUCUAUAGUUUUGGUAUAGUUCUUUGGGAAAUUCUAACUCAUAAACAACCAUCAGGUAAUAUCUCUGCCACUUCAUUAGGUCAUCCAGAAUUACCAUCAAAUUGUCCACAAUCUUUCUCUGACCUAAUUAAAGAAUGUUGUAAUAGAAAUCCUGAUCAAAGACCAAACUUUUCUCAAAUUUUAUUAAAAUUAAAACUAAUGUAUAAUCAAAUAAAUAAUAAUAAUAAUAAUAAUAAAAUAGAUUCUUCAAGUUUUCAUAAUAAUAAUAACAAUUGUAGUUAUAAUAAUAGUAAUGAUAAUAAUGGUAUUUUAGUAACUGGUGGUGUAGGUGGUAAUGUUAGUGGUAAUGUUGAAUCAAAUAAUAAUAAUAAUAAUAAUACUUUAAAUGGUGCAGGUAAUGUUAUAAUUUUAAAUGAAAUUAAAGAUUUUACAAUUCAACCAAAUGAAAUUACAAAUAUAAAAACGAUUAUUGUAAAAGAUUCUUAUUCAAUACUAGAAGGACAAUAUAAAGGUAAAUUAGUAUCAAUUAAACAAAUCAAUGGUAGUAUCAAUGAUUUUGAAAUGAAACAGUUAGGAGUUUUAGCAUCAAUUAAAUCACCACUUGCUGUAAGAUUCAUUGGUGUGGUUUUCAAUACUGAUGAAUACGCAAUCAUUAGUGAACAUGUUGGUAAUAAUGGUAGUUUAUUAACAUUAAUGCAAAAUCAUUCAAAUCAAUUAAAUUGGUCAAAUACAAUAGAUUUAGCUAUUCAAAUAACUCAAUCAAUUCAAUAUUUACAUAAACACCAACCACCAAUUUUACAUAGAAAUAUUACAAGUGAUUGUUUUUUAUUAUCUAGUUUAAAUAAUAAUAGUAAUCAAAAUAAUAAUAAUAAUAAUAAUAAUAAUAAUAAUAAUAAUAAUAAUAAUAAUAAUAAUAAUAAUAAUAAUAAAAAAAAUGAUGGUGGUGAUGAUAAUGGUGAAAAUACAAAUACAACUACAACUACAACAACUACUACUACUACUGCAACAAAUAUUACAAAUGAAUUAAAUAUUAAUGAAAUUAAAAUUAAAGUUCAUGAUUUUGGAUUAUCAAGAUUUAAUACUCAAGAGAAUGAAGAAUCAUUAAAAGAGAUUAAAGGAAACUUUUUAUAUUCACCACCAGAGUUAUUAUCAUUGAAUACUUAUUCAAACAAAUCUGAUAUCUAUAGUUUAUCAAUUGUUUUAUAUGAAUUGUUUGAAACUUGUUUAACUAAAACUUAUAAAAAACCAUACCAUGAAGUUACCUUGGAUUUUGAUUUUCAAAUUAUUCAUAAAACUAGUAAAUUGAAUUUAAGACCAACAAUAAGUAAUAAUAUGCCAAAUGAAAUUUCAAAGAUAUUACAACAAGGUUGGUUUUCUGAUUCUGUUCUAAGGCCAAGUUUAGAUACAAUUAUUAAAGAAUUACUAAUUUGUAAAAAGAAUCUUUGUUAA
Molecule: messenger RNA, 3075 nt
Organism: Dictyostelium discoideum AX4
Lineage: Eukaryota; Evosea; Eumycetozoa; Dictyosteliales; Dictyosteliaceae
Product: SMAD/FHA domain-containing protein
Exons: 3
Coding region: 1-3075 (1024 amino acids)
Molecular function (GO): protein serine/threonine kinase activity; protein serine kinase activity; protein kinase activity
Source: RefSeq, a predicted model, not a curated record